Dreissena polymorpha is the source of this 1399-nucleotide messenger RNA. RefSeq lists its product as uncharacterized. The transcript has 2 exons. The record is from RefSeq and is a predicted model, not a curated record. NCBI's taxonomy places the organism in Eukaryota, Metazoa, Mollusca, Bivalvia, Myida, Dreissenidae. Bases 256 to 945 code for a protein of 229 amino acids.
AAAAAUAUAUAUAAGGAAAAACACAACUGACAAAUCGUUCUUUCAUAAUGGCGGGUUUGAAGGUCACCAACAAGCCAGGACGAAAGAACAAUAAAUAUACUUGCCAGAACGGCAAAGGUGUACCAGAACGACAAUUAUGACAUUUGUCGGCUUCGUUUGAAUCGAUAAGUGUGUUUCUUUAAAAUUAUGGAGAUCCGGAUUUAAACGGUGGAGCAAUCAAUCAGAUUACUCUACUAAACAACAGCCAAAUACAAGAUGGGUUCGAGUUUCUCUUUGGAAAAAUCGAUGAAACCGAUCCAGAGACCCAAUGCCCACUCUCACCACACACCAUUUCGAGUCGCCCCCGGAACGGUAAAUACUGGUAACGUACAGAUGCCCUGUACAUGUAACCCUGGUACAUCUUACCAACAACCGCUCCCCGCACAGGUUAUGCAGCCGCCCCCUUACAUGACACAGUCGGUUGCGGUCGCUGGUAAUGGUUUCCCAGUACCACUUCAACAGACACAUGGCUUUGUGAUGCAACAUCCGGGAUACGGAAUGCGGCAGCCAGUCUUUGUGAUGCAGCAGCCGGAAUAUAGGCUGCAACAGCCGAGCUUUGGGGUACAACAGCCUUUUUAUGGCAAACAGCAGCAUACCUAUGACAUGCACCAGCCUGGUCCUGCGACAAAUCUUGGAUACUCAGGCGCCAGAACAAUGGACCCCCCUCCGCCAUACACAGAGAACUCUGAACCAAUGGUAGGUGCCAAGCAGAACGAGGCCGUUGUAUAUCGUGUCCCAGUGACCGAGGUAUCACCCAACGUCGAAACAGAUAAAGAGGAAAUCUCGUCGGUAUUUUCACCUGCACACGAAACAAAUCCGGCGGUCAAUCAAAACAAUGAACAAUUUCAAAUCACGGAGCAUGGUGCAGGCGACGCUUCAAACCAAGAAGAAUUACUGCUUGUGUAGAUUAAGCCCUGGUAACUUGAUGCAAGGUUCAAAAUGAUUAUAUGUUUUACUGUCUUUUUCUCGGAUAUAUGUCGGAUAACAAAUCCUAUCACAAUUUGUAAUACAUAUAGUGGUUUUAAUAUGCUGUGUGGAAGGCUUAGUGCAUCACAAAAUAAAAGAUCGGAUAAUGCAUUAACAUAAAAUUUCCAUUGUGUAGGCAUUCAAACAUGACAUUUAUUUUGUAGCAAAGUGAUUCAAUUGGCUAAUAUUAUGUAAUUGUAUUUUUUUUAUUUCGAUACAAUUGUUACCUCGAAACUGUAUAAUGAGGUUCUGACGUCCAAGCCUCAGUUUAUUUUCUUUGUAAUAUGUGUUAAAUAGUAUUUAUUAUUAUGUUGUUAAGUUUGGUAUUAAUUUAAUUUUUUAUUAUAUUAUGCCAUGAAAAUAUAAUUCAGAAUAUAUUAUGGACGUUAUAAAA